ACGGCCACCAUUUUGAUUUUAUUUUAUUUUUUAAGUUUUAGUUUAAGUACAUCUGAUACUAUUGUAAACCACUAAGAAACCUUUUGUUAGAUUUUUUUUUUUAGGGUCAAACCUUAUUUUCACCUGACUAUUCUGUGCUUUCACAGUGUGUAAUGCAGGUCCUUCCAAUCCCCAGCUGAGCCCUUCAUCGUCUGAGCCACUGUCAGUUGCCUAUUCCAGCACAUGCCCCAUAUCAUCUAUAAGUCCCAUUUCUGCAUGGGUGAACAGUUUUGAGGUGCCAUGGAACAAAGUGAGGCUGACUCUUAGAAGAGCAGUAGAUGCUGGUGAGAGGCCAGCUCCAGGUGACCGCAGACACUUGAUAAAAGUCACUGUUGAUGCGAUGAGAGAGCGUUCCUUGAACCCUACUCGCAGAGAGUGUGUGGUAGUGGCUAAAGCUAUAACUCAAAAAUAUCCAAAUAGCUUUUUAGACAAAAAUGAAGAGGGGGAGCUAAUUGGAUGUGGGUAUUUCAGCGUUAUAAAUCAGCUCAAAACCAGAGUAGAAUAUUUGAAACGAGGCAACUCUCUUUCCCGUCUGAGGAAGCACAAACGCACCCAGAGAGAUGAUGAGGAUGGUGAUGAUGACCAGCCAGCAGUAGCUACAUGUGCAAGAAUCGACAGUUAUGGGUGUGUUCGUUGGCAGCCAGCGGACUAUCCAGAUGGGGAAACAUCAGCAUCAUUAGAGGAAAAGAAGCUUGAGAUGAUUGAUAUAUUCAGCCAAGAGGGACUAAAGGGCGCUGAGAGAGGAAGGGUAGAAGACCUAAUGGCAAUCACUUAUGCCAAACAGCGGGAAUACAUCAACGCAAAGCCUUCCCCAAGCAUUCUGGAUGUGGGUAAAGAGUGGCCAUUUCUCUUUUCACAGAAGUUUUUAUUGUCACACUUCACCACUCUCACCAAUGUUGAACUAUACACAAGACUGAAUGAAGAUAUGGACAAAAAGGGUAAAAGACAACUGGAUUUCUUCAGUAGUCAGAUUACAAAGUGGAGGAAAGAAGUAAGAGCUGUUCUGAAGGAAGCCAUAAAGAAGGACCGAGAAGGAUCUGAUGGCCUAGCAGCGAUGCUUGUGAUGUUGUCACACUUCAAAGAGCAAGAGGAGUCACUUUUUCUCAUUGCUGAUGUUGACGAACCUCCAGUUUUUCAAGUAAAUACAGGAGACUACCACUCCCGCAGACGCAGAGGCCCAGCUGUCUCUCCCAGUCACUCCAAGGAUCAUCAUGCUCGGUAAGUUUCACAUUCAAUGUUAACGAAUCCUUUGAAUGUAUAGGGCACAAGCAAAACAAAGUUUCUGGAAAACACUAGUGAAUGUGUGUUGUGUCAUUCUCUGCUUCUGCACCAGUCAGUAACAGCACAGUCACUCCAAAACUUAAGUUAUGUGGAGUAAUCUCUCAUCUUUAGUAGCCACCUAUAAUGUCGUGAUUGCUAUUUCAGAUUGCUUGCUAUG
This is a messenger RNA of Carassius auratus (goldfish), 1477 nucleotides long. RefSeq lists its product as uncharacterized. Bases 380 to 1261 code for a protein of 293 amino acids. The transcript has 3 exons. Lineage: Eukaryota; Metazoa; Chordata; Actinopteri; Cypriniformes; Cyprinidae. The record is from RefSeq and is a predicted model, not a curated record.